GUGAAAACUAAAAUAAAUUAAUUUCCAAUGUCAAUUAUAAUCUAACAUCCCCAGUGCGUACGUAUAAAAGGCGUUCAUGUCCUCACAUUUAUCCAUAGCCUGCUGAAGGUAUUAACCAGAAACUUGAACGGUUGCUGAAGUAUAAGGUAUGUUUUAUAUAAACAGUUUAAUUAUGUAGCCUAAUUUGUGUGUUUUAUAUAGAUGGUUUUUAUUUAUAUUGUGCAAGCAUUGUAUUGACAGGAACGAUCCCAUGAAAUGAACUAAUUUGUCAUCACUUAUCGAAACACAUUAUAGUGAACAAUUUAGUCACUCUGCAUGACCACCUGCAGUGCUGCACUGUGUCCCAAACCAGCGUGUCGAAGCUACUCUUUAUUUAAUAAUGACUACAUUAGAGUCAUUGCUUGUUGUACAAUCUAUAAGUUUUAUAUGUAUAGCAUAUGCGGUUUCUCUUACUUUUUUAUUCUUAUACAUCAUUUAUUUUUUCGCAGGAUUGAGAUGUUUAAUCGCUUGUUAUUAGCAACCACUCUAGUUCUAGCAGGUAAACUGACAUUAUUUUUACGAUAGUUAAAUUCAACAUAUACAGGAUGCUAAAUUCAGUAAACUGUUGUACAGCAUAGUUUAUGCGAAAUAUUUAUUCUCUUACAUUGAAUACUGCUAUUUUUGCCUAUAUUUCAAAAAUUAAUAUUUACACCGGAAUUAUAUUCAUUUACCAGAAAUAUUUAUAUUCGAACUAGCUUAAACGCCAAUAUUCAAUAUACCCCCUAUACUAAUGAGCUUAAUUAAGGAAUCGUACAAAGAGCUGAGAUCAUUAAUAUUGCUAGCACAAAGUACGUUAUACUUGCUAUUAAUAUAAUUAUAUAAAUAUAAUAUCUUCUUCAUCAAAAUAACAUGGUUCCAAUGAUAAUGUUUCCAAUUUUAUUGUUUAGUGUGGAUCUCUGUGACGACUGCAGCGAACGAGACGUGCAAAAAUGGAGGGAUUGCGGGCGGGUCCUAUCACCAAGUUUGUACUUGUGGUUCCGGCUUCAAGGGAUAUGACUGCAGUCAGAGAGGUAAGCGGUUUAAGGUAUCAGAGUAACGAUUCAGUCAAGCCCUGGUCAAACGAGGAUGAGAGUUGAUGAUGGAGAUUUCGAGCUCUAGAGUGUUCCAACUACACACGUAAAAGCGCACAAGCUGUAACAAACCUGUAGCAGACUUGUAGCAAUGCUGUUGCAACAACUUGUCAACAGGAUGUGUUCGCACUGCUUGUUCCCAGCUUGUUGACAAGUUGUCAACGGCUUCUUGACAACUCUUGCUACAAGGUUGUUGAGCUCAACAGAUUUGUUACAAGUUGUUCCAACAACUUCAUAUCAUCCUGCAAUUCGACAAUUUGUCAACAAGCCGGUGAGUGACAACCUUUUAGCAACUUGAUAAAAUAACAGUAUUGUAACUAUUGUUACAACUUGUUGACAAGUUUGCUACAAGCCUGUUGCGAACACAUCUUGUUGACAAGUUGUGAGAUUUUUACAGUUUUGAGAGAGACACACUUUAGGAAUAAUUUUAGUACUACAUGCACUCUAGUUGAUAUAGAAACCUAUUUAGGAAACAAUAUAUAGAUAAUAAGUGAAUUUUCUUUAUGCCUCUAGUGAGACCUUGUGAAGCACGUCCUUGUAGAAAUGGAGGAAAGUGUUCAGAAAACAGAGAUGGAACUUUCACAUGUACUUGUACAGCUAUUCACAAAGGCAUCUUGUGUGAACAAAGAGGUUAGAUAUUCAAAUAUUUAUUUUAUUACCCAUUUAAUGGCGUUUAUACAUAGUUGCUCCCAAGUCACCAUAAUUACCAGAGGCUCGUGUCACACGUGCUCGACGUCGACAACUAAGGCCCGCUAAGAGUUUCGUGAGCCAGAAGGAAUAUCUGGAAUUGAAGACCCUCGAAAAACAGGAGAAAAUUAACCAAACAACUUUUAUUUUGAGCACAAGGUAGUCAGCCGGUCACCCAACCUAAAUUUUGUUUCAGCAAGUUCAACCAAUGUUACCAAGAGUUUAUAAUGGCUCCCUAAAGUUGUGUUAAACAACGCAUGACCUCAAUUUACCCCACAUUGGUCUUAGGUCAGUGUUGGGUCAAUUGAAGCCUGUUGACACUUCAAGACAAACUACUUCAGCCGAGUCCUAUAGCUGCAGUCCAGAUAUAAGUUUCUAGUUUACAACAGAAAUCCUAACAGAAUCUUUUCUUCCAGUUACACCAUGUGACAGUGGACCCUGCAAAAAUGGAGGAAAUUGUACUGAUGAUGGAGUAAAAUGUUUCAAAUGUGAAUGUCUUUCUGGUUUCAAAGGAUCUGACUGUUCUGAAAUUGGUAAGAUAUACAGACCUAGCUGAGGAAGAACGAAUUAUAUUAAUAUGUUUCGUUUACAUGGCUAGAAAUACCAUUAUAGCCCUGUGAAGUUCACAAAUUUUGUAUACCGUAAACCUCCGAAUAUAAGCCCCCCCCCCCGUGUAUAAGCCCAAGCCGGUUUUCCACUUCGCCCGUAUCGUACACCACAUGUACUAACGCUCACCUCAUUCCAAAUACAAGCCCCCCCCCCCGAAUAUAAGCCCAGCCACCCGAAUAUAAACACACUUGUCUUGUUUAUUACUAUUGUUUAUCAUUAUUGUUUAUCACUAUUACCACUAUUAAUCACUAUUAUUACUAUGCUUAACACUUGUUUAUCAUUACUAUACUUGUUUAUCACUAUUACACUAACACAAAAGAUCGCCCAUAUAUAACCCUCCCCCCCGGAUAUAAGCUCGCACCCCUUGUAUAAGCCCAUCAAAAAUCGCUUACGAAAGAAUAUAAGCCCAGGGCUUAUAGUCGGAGGUUUACGGGUAUUUGUAUUACGCGCGGGAAAAAUAACUAUUUUUGAGUAUUGUACUGAUGAGGCCAAGAUAUCGAUACAGAGGAUACUGCAAGGUCUUUUAAUUUGGAACUAUUAUAUUCCAUAUUGUAUUAUGAUAAAUGUACUUAUACUGGAGAUGAAAUAUGGAUAACUACCCAGUGCGCUCUUGUUUUGAAUACUAUUUUGAAUAUUCUUUUAGUUCAACCGUGCGAAAUUAAACCCUGUAAAAACAAUGGUAUUUGUGUUAAUGAAGAAGAAGGAAGGUUUACAUGCAAGUGUAGGGAGGGAUAUGGAGGAAUAUUUUGUGAUAGGAGAGGUAAGUUUGCUUCAGUUGUGUGGUUUGUACAACACCUACAUAGCAUAACACCAGGGGCGUAAUACGGUACUAGCCUCAAACAAGUAAGGGGAGGUGUGCAUUCAUUUCAUGAUAAUUUGAAAGACACAGAUUCAGUGGUGUAUUUUAUGUCAUGCAUGAUGAAAAACAUUAAAAGGUUACGCCCUCCCCCCGUUUCUCCUCACAUUUGAAAGAAUGGGACGGUGGGGGGGGGGGUCCAGAACCAAGUCCCUUGUAGCUACGCCUCUGCAUAUAACAGUUAAUAUUGAAUAUUCUAUCCACUCUUGAUCGAAUGAUCGGAAAGUCUCAUUCCAUUGUCUUUUCAUUGUUUCAAAAAUCCAUUAAAUCCUACUAUUUCUACAUACUAUCCAUUAACUCAUUGUUCUGAAUUAUUUCGCAUUUAUCCAUGGAGCUAUAGAUUCCGAAUUACUUUGAUGCACAUGUAACAACAAGAAGAAGAUCCUACUGUAUUUAAGUUGUAUAUAGCUAAGUUAUUUCCGUCGGGAACCUGGACCAUAUUAUCUCAUUUUCCGCACUCAAGCAAAUUCGGGAAUGGGAUUGGUAUUCCUAAAAAAAAAAAGUUGAUUCCAAAAACACUCGGAACGCCAUCUUCGUGCAGUCAGUAAUCAACAAUAUCGUUUCGACUUUAUUUAAACUCAAUGACUCUGAGAUAAAUAUCACAUCCCAUUUCGUGUUUUGUGUUUAUUAUGAACAACUCACGUGAGUUUACAAGAUGGCAUUCUUCGCAGUUUUUUGUGAUGUUAAGUAGGACAAUUUGACGCUUGUUCUUCGUUACAGAUGAUCUGUAUGGCUCCAAAAUUUUGAAUAAAACAUACAUUAUUCAGUUAAAGAAAUGGCUUGGUGGCUUAAAGUCGUGGAGGUUAUGUUACCGUGCUACUGAUGUUGGUUUUGCAGCAUCUACUUUCCAUACUCGAUGUGAUCAUAAGCACCCAACUGUCACCAUCAUCCGUUCUGGAUCCUAUAUCUUUGGCGCAUAUAGCGAUGUUGCUUUUGGAGGUUAGUUUAAAGAGCAGUCUGGCUCAUUGGCAGAAUUACUCAACGACAGAAUUAUUAAUACAAGAAAUGCCUAUUAUAGUAAAAAAUAUUCGUUUGUAAUUGUAUUUCAAUCUUCUUAUUAAGGUUUACGAAUUGUACACAAUUUAUGUCUACAAAAGAUUUAGAUCGAUGGAAUGCGUGUAUGCUGACCAUUGCCUUAUAAUUAAUAUUUUGCAGAAUUAUAGUCUUCAAGCAAUGAAACGUUUAAAAUUAUGUAUCAAACUUCUUCACAGAAUUUUUCCAGAUCUUGGAAAAUUUUUAAAGUUUAGCCUAUAUUGAAAACAAUUAUUGCAUGGGCAACCAUCCUCUUGGAUUGUUUUUCGAAUAAAAUCGAUGAAAAUCCUUCCAGUCGAUUUAGAAACAUUUUCAAUUCAAUAAACUCUUAACUCGAGUUUUAACUGUCUUAGUGUCACUGUGUCAGACUCAAAUAGUUAAUUAAUAUUUCAAAAAUAUUUAUAUAUGAAUCUGUUUUUAACCUUUUUUGUCAUUUUAUUUUAGGUUCGACAGGUUACAGAGCCAGUUCCAAAGCAUUUAUCUUCUCCUUCGUGAAUAAAGACAACCUCCCGCCCUUCAAAUCCCCUGUCUACAGGUAUAUUUCAAAUGCUGUAUACACUAAUGCUGGUUACGGUCCUACAUUCGGCGGUGGCCAUGAUAUUUAUAUUUCAAAUAACGCCAAUACAGGUACUAGUUCCUACACAAACCUUGGCCAUACCUAUCAACCACCAAGGGGAUAUUCAUACGCCACAGUCAGGGUGAGGAAUCUUCUCGCUGGCACAUAUAAAUUCAGACCUAAUGAGGUUGAAACAUUUUACGUAAACGGCUUGCGUCUUCAGUAAUGAGUACCAUGAAUAUUUCAUUAUCAGUCCAUUAAUGUGCUUCACUAUCAGUCAAUUUGCUGUAUUUAGUUAUAUUUAUUUAAUUAAUUUGAAUGAAUAAUAAAUAUUACUCGGAUAAAGUGUCUUCAGUUUUCACUAAUCACCAG
Paramuricea clavata is the source of this 5221-nucleotide messenger RNA. The record is from the annotation of a GenBank genome assembly. NCBI's taxonomy places the organism in Eukaryota, Metazoa, Cnidaria, Anthozoa, Malacalcyonacea, Plexauridae.